Meloidogyne enterolobii is the source of this 858-nucleotide messenger RNA. The record is from the annotation of a GenBank genome assembly. NCBI's taxonomy places the organism in Eukaryota, Metazoa, Nematoda, Chromadorea, Rhabditida, Meloidogynidae.
GUCUGUCAAUGUCAACAACAUUUACUUUAAUUGGUAUCUCAGCAAUAGCAGUUUCCUUGCUUGGUUAUUAUUUUCAAAAGUAUGGCCCUCCUCCACCGCCAAAAAUUGCUGGAAUUGAUUUGGGUACAACUUAUUCUUCUAUAGCUGUUUUUCUACCGGCUAGUGGUCAAACUAUUGUUAUUGAAGAUAAAUUGGGGAAGAAGUCUAUUCCGAGUGUUGUUGGAUUUUUAGGCAAUGGCGAAAUUGUAGUUGGAACAAAAGCUGUAGAACAACAAGAAACGAAUCCUUCCAAUACCAUUUAUGAUGCCAAAAGAUUUAUUGGAAAACGUUUUGAGGAAAAUGAUCCACAAUUUCAGAUGGAUCGUAAUCGUUACCCAUUUACUAUAAAAUUGGAUAAUGAUGGAUUUGCAUUGUUUGAAAUUGAAGAGAAGGGCGUUAAACGUUUAAUCCGGCCAGAAGAAAUUGGUUCAAUUAUAAUUUCUUAUCUUCAAAAAAUGGUACUAGAAUUUUAUGGUGCAAAUAUUAAAGAAGUUGUAAUUUCUGUGCCUACAGAAUUUGAUCAAAUGCAACGAACAUAUACAAACAAAACUGUCGAUUUAGCUGGAAUGAAUGUUAGAAGAAUUAUAAGUGAACCAACAGCCGCAGCAUUAGCUUAUGGAUUACAUGAAAAAAAGGGUGUGGAAUAUAUUGUUGUUGUUGAUAUCGGUAUUAUUUUUUUGUUUAAUUUUUUAAGUCAUUUUGUGGUUAAGUGGGUUAAGUUUGAUUAAUUUUGUAAGGAUGAUUUAUCUGACACCGUUUAAAAAGUUUUAUGGCGUGAGUUGAGUAAAUGUAAGAGGAAAGGAGAAUGAAUUUAGACAG